AUGACCACAGAAUAUGAAGAAUGCGUCCAGAAGAAAAAAACAUCUCUUAGUGAAACUUCUACUGACACCAUGAUUAUAGAAGUACUAAGCAGAGUGCCCUUUAUCACACAAAGUGAAAUAGCUGAGACACUAGAGCUAAUAGGCUCUGAAAGACUAGAAUCCAUUGCAAAAGAAAAUCCAUUGCUUAUGCACACUGUCUAUGAUAUACUUCUACUUAGGGCAGGACAAAAUGAGAGAGAAACCCGGGAGAUAAAUAGUACAAUUUACACUGACUUUAAUACGCCUUGUACGCCUUAUAAUAAGUGGAGUCAAGAUAUCUUGAAAUUCACAACUCUUGACUUAAAAUCAGCCCAGAAGAUAAGUGCCUUAUUAAAGAGAAAAUAUGCUGACCUGAAGCCAUAUGAUAUUACAGAGCUACUAAGGAAGUUAGAGUACAUGUGCACUGGUACUUCUUUUUCACCACAGGAGAAGAGUCUUUCCCUGGCUCUUCUGAAUAUUGCAGUUAAAGUAGGCAGUCUACCACCUGCUGAAAUUCUAAAUAUAUGUAGUAUUAUGAAGUGCAUGCAAUACGAGUCAGCAGAAAGUACUCUUUUGGAGUACUUUGAAAGAACUGACUUAGUUAUAAAUGAAGAUGCAGUCAGUAGGUUUGUCCAAAUGAAAAAAGUGCAGAGUCACUGGAUGGUCAGGGUGCUUCUGCAAGUGCAUCCAGACCGGGUUAUGAACAUAUUCUAUAAGAUUGAAGAGAGCUUGCAUCACUUCAUCAAAGAAAAAGAUAUUGAGAGAGUUGUUGCACACUUAACCCCUCUAUAUAUGCAUAGUCAGACUGAGGAGAUUGAAGAGUCAAUUUUCAGCAGAUUUAAAGAAAGAGAUAUGCUUAAGAGCAUGUGCAAUGAGCAUAUAUGGAGUUAG
Nematocida ausubeli is the source of this 909-nucleotide messenger RNA. RefSeq lists its product as uncharacterized. The transcript has a single exon. NCBI's taxonomy places the organism in Eukaryota, Fungi, Microsporidia. Bases 1 to 909 code for a protein of 302 amino acids. The record is from RefSeq and is a predicted model, not a curated record.